GAAUAUACGCCACAGAAGUGACAAUAGAAGAGAAAGGUUUUUUGUUGGAAAUAACACAUAUAUAUGGUUUAAAUUUUGUGACUUUGAAGUUUAUAUUUAUUGAAGUGAUAUGUUGGCGUUAUUUUCUGAGUCUGGGAUUAUUGACCGGCAUCUGAUGUUUGAUCAAAGUGAAUGUCUCUCGGAAGAGUCUGAUCUAUACACAGCAUAUAAUUCACCAGCAAGUAGUGGCAUUGAUGAUUAUAAUGUUGCAGCAGAAGUUGAAAUUGCUAGAGAUCUCAAGGAUGAAGACUAUACAAACUUCUUAUCUUCAGAUCCACUGAUGUGGACUAAUUUGGCUGAUCUUGAUUGUUCAUUAAAUGACUGUAGGAAUAGGAACACAGAGGGAUCAGAAUCUGAAAAUGUUUGCUCAGAUGAUUAUUGGAAUAGAUGCAAUUCAUGGGUGAAUAGUACAACAUCUGAUGUAGAGUCAGAUUGUGAAAAAUAUUCUUUGCAACAAUCUACAUCGAAAAAAAAUGAAAAAUGUCAGAAAUCAACAAAAAACAUCGAGAGUUUAUCCUGGAAAGAGAUGACAUCAUCACAACAACGACAGACAAUAGAACAUCUUACGCAGGUCGUGUCUUCAACAAUGGGACUGCGAGAGCAGCUUGAUGUCAUCAGAAUUGUCAAUCCUCAAGCUGUUGUCAGUGCAACUGAUACAGAGUUUGAAAUAGAUUUGGAAUUGCUCAAUUGCGAAAAAUUACAAAAGAUACGGGAGUAUGUUCGUCAGCACAGCUCACAAACAUCACAAAACACAAAGCACAUCAGUGGUGAACGUUCGGUAAAGAAAACUAAGAGAAAAGAUUUAAAUCACCACAGAAGUAUGUCAAAAGCAGACAAGCAACAACGAGCCCUACUAACUCGGGUUUAUAAACAAUUGAUGAAAGAAAAACGGAGCGGACUUUUUAAUAAUGAACAGGUUAUUUCCAUGUCAAAAACAGCGAUCGAUAAAGAAGAGAAUGGAAACACUAAUGAUAGUGUGAAAGAGGAUGAUGACGAUAUGGAAAUUGACAUUCUACAUUAAAAUAAAUGAUUUGCAAGCAAAUGAUAGAAUGAAAAAUAACAAUGUGUAUGUAUGUGUCAUUUUUUCCAAUCAUGUAAGAAAAUGCGAAAUGCACUUUUCACUGUUUUUUUAUCAUAA
Molecule: messenger RNA, 1177 nt
Organism: Xenia sp. Carnegie-2017
Lineage: Eukaryota; Metazoa; Cnidaria; Anthozoa; Malacalcyonacea; Xeniidae
Product: protein FAM199X-like
Exons: 10
Coding region: 110-1060 (316 amino acids)
Source: RefSeq, a predicted model, not a curated record